Tetrahymena thermophila SB210 is the source of this 2160-nucleotide messenger RNA. RefSeq names its product transmembrane protein, putative. The transcript has a single exon. Gene Ontology annotation, molecular function: double-stranded DNA binding. The record is from RefSeq and is a predicted model, not a curated record. NCBI's taxonomy places the organism in Eukaryota, Ciliophora, Oligohymenophorea, Hymenostomatida, Tetrahymenidae. Gene Ontology annotation, cellular component: nucleus. Gene Ontology annotation, biological process: reciprocal meiotic recombination.
AUGAAUUAGAAAUCAAAUAGUUUAUUUGAGGCUUUUGAUAUAUUUGGAGCUCAUAUUCAUAUUAAAUAUAACAAAAAAACGGCCUUUAACACUAGGUUUGGAGGUAUAAUUACAUUCUGCUUAAGUGGUAUUCUAAUUAUGUAUAUUGUAAAUAUUAUAAAUGUCUAUAUUUCUCACUCAUAAGUGUAAGUUAUUUAAGAAAUACAAAAUUUGCCUAAUUCCAAUUAGUUCAAUCUAACUGUUAACAAUUUCUCCUUUAUGGUUGGAAUUACAGAUGUCAAUUUCACUCAAUUUAUUGAUGAAUCCGUUUAUACUUUAACCAUUAAGUAAUUUACAUAACAAAGAAUACUUAACCAGAAUACAGGAACUUAUGAUAAAACAUAAGAAUAUAGAUUAAUUAAGCUGUAAAGAUGUACAACAGAACAUUUCAAAAUAUAGUAAACAAAUGACUUCUUUUUAUAAUAAGAUUAUAAUAACUUUUAUUGCUUAAGUCUAGAUGAACAAUUACAACUUUAGGGUAUAUUCAAUUCAUAGAUCUUUCAAUAAAUUGAAAUAGAAGUUUCUUCAUGUUAAGGAAAUAAUUGUGCAGAUCCUUAAUAUAUUUCUAGCAAAUUAAAUAAUUGUUAUUUAUAAAUAUAUUUUGUUGAUAAAAAUGUGGUCACAACUGAUCUUAAAAACCCUUUUCAUCCUAUUGGUAGAUCAGUAUUUUACAUAGCUGGAAAGGAUUUUUCGAAAACAAUAAACUUAUAUUUUGCUUAGAAUUAAAUGUCUUCUGAUAAGGGAAUAGUAUUUGAAGACAUUAAAACAAAAGUAGAACUAACUUACAGCAUUGAUAGAGAAUAAGUAGUGUAAAAAUAUGGAAACAGAUUGUUUUUGCUUUAAAUUUCGCUUGAUCCUAAUAGAGAAAUAUUGUACUCAAGAAAAUAUUUAACUUUUUCUCAAGUCCUUUCAUAAAUUGGAGGAAUUUACAAUAUUCUAUUUGCGCUAGGUUGCUUUAUAUGUAGGCCAUAUUCUUAAUUGUAAUAUAAACGUAGUUUAAUAAACUAAUUAUUCGGUUUCUAGUAUUCUCUACCUGAAGAGUAAUCAGAUUAAAUUGGAAAUAACAAAGAAAAAAUAUUAAAAGAGUAAAAUUUGGAUUAGAAUACUGAUUUAAAUAAUUAUAAUGUUGGAGGUAAUUAAACAUAACUCCAAUAAAAGCGAAUUAAUUUAGAUAUUGAUAGCUAAAAUUGUAGCAAUAAUUAAAUAUUAUAUAGUAAAAACACUUAAUCACAGAAAAACUAAAAUUUGAAUGUGAUUUUAAAAUAGCAAAAAGAAAGUACAAAUAAAGAUGAAAAAAACCUCAAAAAAUUCUUUGAAUAAACUUUUGAAGAAAUGAAAACCAAAUCAUUUGAUUAUUUAAAGUAUUAUCUGGGCUUUAUAAUUUGUAAGAAGGCUAAAAGUUCCUAUGCAAUUGAAUAUGGAAUGUAAAAGUUGUACAAACAUAUCGAUAUAGUUUAAAUUAUAAAUAAAUUAAUAGAGUUUGAGAAACUCAAAAGACUUCUUCUAAAUGAAAAUUAAUUAAAAUUAUUUGAUUAUAUCCCUAAACCGAUUAUCAAAGUAAAUAAAUUGACAGGUUAGAUAAUAACUUAGAAUAAUUCAAAAGAUAGUAUUGAUAUUUUUUUUGAAGUCAAUAGAUCUCAAAUUUAGAAAGCAGAGGAUGCUUAAGAGGCAUAUAAUAACAUUUUUAAUUCUGAUUAAAAAAAAUAAUAGCUCGAUGAAAAAUUAAUAAGUUUACUUCAUCCUAAAUUGAUUGAGCUUUUUAAAUAGUAAUAGUUUGAUAAAUAAAAAAAAAUAGAAAAUAGAAAAUAUUUAAUGAAGUAAAGAAACUCAAAGUUAAAUAUUUAAAGUCCAAUAAAGUAAGCUUCUUAUUUUUUAGAGCGAAACAUAUAUCAGCAAUAUUUGAUGUAAGAUAGCUAAAAUUAUUUGACAGAGUAAUAGAUUUAGAUCUAAAGUCCUUUGUAAUUAUCAAAAUCAAAUAAUUAAGUAUUUGUAUUAAAAAGUUCUUCAGAAAUAAAAUCUUAAAUAUCAGUUUAAGAAGAGAUGCAAGAAGAAUAUUAGAGUUAAAAUGAAAACCAAGAUGUGUUCACUAAAUAUAGUAAAUAUCUUAAACAGAAACUAUGA